Messenger RNA from Bolinopsis microptera, 5649 nucleotides. RefSeq names its product adenylate kinase 9-like. Gene Ontology annotation, molecular function: AMP kinase activity; nucleoside diphosphate kinase activity; ATP binding. Gene Ontology annotation, biological process: nucleobase-containing compound metabolic process. Gene Ontology annotation, cellular component: cytoplasm. Lineage: Eukaryota; Metazoa; Ctenophora; Tentaculata; Lobata; Bolinopsidae. The record is from RefSeq and is a predicted model, not a curated record.
UACAAAUCUAUUACAUUUAUUGAGGCAUGUGGGAGUAAAGAUGUCUACUCCACAUAGAAGUUUUGAUGAGGACAAGGCUGAGUUCCAAAAACUUCAUGAGACACCAACAUGUUUUGUGAUUAUUGGAAAGCCGGGAUCAGGGAAAUCAACAUUGGCCAGAAAUCUUGCUCAUAACUGGAAAUGUAAACUGGUUACACCCGAGUCAGCUAUAGAAUGGGUUAUCAAACAGGAGUCAGAUUUAGGGAGUGAAGUGUCAGAUAGAUUAAAUCAUGGACAGGCUAUCCAAGAAUCACUUGCACUGAAGAUUGUCAGCCAAAGAAUAGCUGCUCUUGAUAUCAAGCAUCAUGGUUAUGUUUUGGAUGGAUUGCCCACUCUGGACUCCGAGUUUAUGUCGACGGAGGAGCAAGUAUCUGUAAUAAAAAACUUCGAACUAACUCCAGAGUUUAUUGUCAACAUAAAGAUAAGUGAUACAGAUUUGAUCGAACGAAGAUCGAAGCAGUUGCUUUACCCUGAAAACAAUGAACUUUACUCUCCCGAUCUCAUCCAACCUGCUGCAGCUGUUGAUGAAGAUGAGGGAGAAGAAGAAGAGGAGGAAGAAGAAGAGGAAGAAAUGGAUGAUGAUCAAGAUCCUGAUGCUAUUCCUGAGCAGGUUAACGAUCUGAUAGAUCCGCCAGCACCUGCUGGAGCCCUGGACUUGAUGAUAAGACGGCCCCAGGAUGAACCAGAGAUGGUACAGAAGGAAAUAGAAACUUACUUCAACAACGUUCUACCUAGUCUUGAAGAUUUGAUCAUCUCUCAUGAUCGUCAGAAAGUUAUUGAGCUGAACGGCCUGUUGAACAGGAAGGACCUCCUGGAUACUCUGAUGAACAAAUUGGCAACUUACUGUGCCUAUUGUGCCAUUCAACCAAUUCCUCUGUUCCCUGAAGAUGAGGAACAGGAUCCUGAUCUGGAAGCAGAUGAUCUCCUGAAAAUGCUUGUCAAACGGGACACAGUGGGAGCCAGGUUCCCUUGGAGAAAGUCACGCUGGGAAGCAAGUGAUCCGGUAGCGUUACAACAAGGUUCAAUCCAACAAGGAAAGUUCCAAUUUUCUGUGGCCUACCUGGGUAAGAUAUACUGCAUGUCAAGCGAGGAAAACAUAAAGAAGUUCAUGGAGAACCCCCGACCAUAUCUACUGCCUCCACAACCCCGAGUUCCAGGAAAGAUAUGUAUCAUCGGGCCUCCUUCCUCUGGUAAGAGCUCUCUUUCUAAGAUGUUGUGCGAACAGUACAGCGCAGCUCUGCUGGACAUGAACGUGCUGGCAGCAGAUGUGAGAGAGACAGAGCAACAAAAGCAUGUGGAUCAAGUUAAAGACGAUGCCAAAGUGACAUUCCUAAACCAGAUUAGAGAACAGAUACAGAGUGCUGCUCAACUCGUUAUUGAAAGCCGUACACGACGAGCAAUGCUAGCAGCUGAAAUGGCCGAGGAUGGAGAGUUGGAAGGAGGAGCUGCUCCUACCGUCGAGGAGGGAGUAGAAUCAGAGGAGUCCAACUUACAGGAGAAGAUUAUCCAGGAGAAGGAGGAACUGGAGCGAGAGAAUGAUAUGAUCAAGAAGUUCGGCUUCACUUUCGAUGAGGAGGGUCAGAUUAUUCUUCCCGAGAUCUCAGAAGAACACCCGCUGGUACGAGAACAAGUAGAACGUGUCACAGUUGAAGCUCGUAACCACGAAGUGGAGAUAUCACCUGAGAUGUACUGCUCGGUGCUUGAAGAAGCUAUUCGGGCGGUUAUCACCGGACAUCAAACUAAAGGGGAUCCUGAGUACGGCGGCUGGAUCCUGGACAACUUCCCUCUUACUCGAGACCAGUGGACCAUGAUGACUGAGAGAGCUGAUAAGCUGCUUACUCCUGAUUCGUUUAUUAUCCUGAACGAUCCUGACCCUGAGAAUGGGGAACUGCUGAAGAGAUGGGCCGCUAUUCAGAGACCCCCGAUAUCGCUCACAGCAGCACAGAUAAAAGCAGUGGAGAAAAAGAAGGCUAAACCAGCUGGUGAGAAAACCGGAGACGGACUUGCUCCUUUGGAUGAGUCAGAAGAACAAGAGAAUGCCCAAGACAAAGUUCCGGCCUCAGUUGAACAACGCGUACUGAACCGCAAGGCAUUUGACCGCGAGAAACCACAGCUGGAGGCAAUAAUAAAACAAAGUGACGUGGAGCUGUUAACUAUUGAGUGUAAUGUGGCCCUUGAAGCUAUGAGGUCGAAUGCUGUGGGCAAACUGGACUCCGUAUUCAGAUACAAAUCAGUUGAUUACUUCUCGUAUGAGGAAGAGGAGCAGGAAGAGGAGGAGGAGGAAGAGGAAGAGGAGGUUGACAAGAGGAAUCUGGGAGAGACGAGACAUUACUGCCCCGUUACCCUGCUCGAGAAGAAUGUCCUCUGGCCGGGAGAUCACGAGAUUGGAGCCAGGUUCCGGGAGAAGAUUUACCUGUUCAGCAGUCCGGAAUGUAAGAUUAAAUUCCUGGAGAGUCCGGAAAAGUACGCUCCUAGUGGUGCUCCUCUUGUGCCACCACCAAUACGCCUCUGCAUUCUUGGACCUAAAUCAUGUGGCAAAACUGAACAAGGACGAUCUCUAGCUCGAAAGCUAGGACUCUUCCAUAUUUCAUUCCACAAAUUCUUGGAGGAGAUGAUCAUUCCAAAGGUCAAGGUGAGAGCGUGGGAAAGUGAUCAUGAGGAAGAGCCCCCUGCAUCACCUGAUGAGGGUGAUGACGAUGAUGAAGACGACGAGGAGACUAAAGAAAGGAAACUUGCGCUCGAGAUUGCCAAAAACACUAAAGCAGUGGAUCUAGAUGACAGUGUGCUCCAAACACCCUCUGGUAAAGAUUACCUUGUGGCUGAGUUCACUGAAAACACAGUCGCUCAGUUUGAGAAGGCUCUCCAAGUUAGACGUGCUCUGAUUGCUAAGAGAACCGGGAAAGAGGCGGACGCAGAAGAGGCCUUGAGCGAGCUGGAGGAAGCGGUACAUAGCAGUUUAGUUGAGGGAGAAGCGUUACCUCCUGAGAUUCUUGACCAGAUCGUUGUAUCGUGGUGGACUGAAAACCCCUUCAAAGAAACUGGAUUUAUUCUAGAAGGAUUCCCGACCCCUCAAGAAGCAACCUUUAUGACAGACACAGGAUUGUUCCCUGAUGCUUGUAUCAUACUGGAGGUGGAAGAUGAGCAAGCUGGUGACAGACAACUUCCGGGUAAACUGCAGAAGUGGAAGAAUAAGAUGGCUAAGAAACUGGCUAGAAGACAAAGGCAUAUGGAGAGAAGGAGGAUAAAGAAGGAAAAAGAAAGAAAGAAGAAGAUCCAAGAGAAAUUUGGGGAGCUAAAAGCGGAACGUGAGGUGAGACUUGAAGAAAGGAGAAAAGAGAAGGAGGAAGCUGCUAAAUUUGGCGAAGUGCCAGAAAGUGACGGUGAAGAAAGUGAAGAAGAACCGGAGAUUGGGCUUAAAGACGUCGUUCUGUCAGACGAGGAAGAUGAAGACGAUGAGGACGAUAUGGGAGAGGAAGAUGACGAGACUGAAGAGGAAGCAGUUGAUAGGAUCAGGGGAGAAAUAUCUGACAGAUACGAUACCGACAUGCAAGUUAUAUCUCAACUACAGAACACACUGGAGGAUUUGAAUAUUCCACGUAUGUUGAUAGACGCAUCUCGUAAACCCAAAGUUGUGUUUUACUCCCUCUGUCAACAACUCCGGUCUAUAACUGAUUUCAGAGAGAGCCUCUUCUCGCAAUGUUUAGCUGUCAGGGCUAGGCAAGCUAACGAAAUGCUCGCUAGAGGGUAUAAACAGAGUAGCAGAUUUGGCAGAUGGGAUCCUGUAGAGUUGGAAUCGGGCUGUGCGAUACAGCCCUAUCAAGCUCCUGGAAGACUGACCUAUCCCGUGGUGUUCAGAGCUCACACUUACUUUAUGUCCAGUCUUGAAAACCGACAGAAGUUCAUGGACAAUCCGCUACACUAUUUGAAACUGGACUCACCACCUCCCGUAGUUCCGGUCAAAUUAGCACUGGUCGGACCUCCAAAAUCUGGAAAAACGAUGUUGGCAAGAAGACUGGAAAGAGAUCAUGGUAUCGUGUGUUUAUCAGCGGGUGAAGCCGUAAGGCAGUUCGUGACAGAAUUCCCCACCAGUAGUCUCACAAGAGAAAUGGAGACACAUCUAAAGGCUGGCGUUACUUUACCAGAUGCUCUCGUCGUGCAGGCUUUGGAGUCGAUUAUGUUGAGCCAGCGAUGUCAAACCAGAGGGUAUGUCCUGGAUGGAUACCCCAAUACGAUUGAGCAGGUGAAACUGAUGACUGAGCUUUGUAUCAUUCCAGUUCAAAUCAUCGAGCUCACUUUAUCUGCUAAAGAGGUUCAUUGGCGAGGUACUGCUGACCGCCACAGUCCAGAAAGAACCCUCCCCUUACACGACUCAGCGCCAAUCCUAGACGUGAGGCUAAGCAGCUACAAACGAAACAUAGAUGUGGUUCGAUCUCAUUAUCAGAAAGAACACAGAAACUGGUAUAUUCUUGAAGGAAAUAGGUCGAAAUGGUGGCUAAAUGACAGAUGUGCUCAGCUCAUGAACGAGCAGUUGACAACAGCUCAACAUUACCUGGAGAAGCGAACCGUUGGUGAAGCAGCAUCAAUAUUUGGACUAUGCGUGUCUCCAGACGAAUGUAAAAACAGACUGGGAGAAUUCUCUCACUACUGUCCCGUGAGCCUUGCCACUAAACACGAGCUUGUGGACUGCAGCUAUGAAACGACCAUGAAAUACACGGCAGAGUACAGGGCCCGAUAUUACAAACUGACCGGACAGAAAGAGUUGGAUAUGUUUUUGGCCGAGGCCCACAACUACGUGUCACCCACAGCACCUCACAUGCUGCCUGAUUCUCUGCCCAGAUACGUUACUAAAGCCGAAGUCAAACAGAUGUUCCCCAAAGAGCUGGCGUUCAGGGGAUACUGUCCUGUUACAUAUGUGCUCGGUAACAAACGAUAUGAAGCCCUGACGCCAGGCAGCAGAGAUCACGUCGUCCUGUACGACGACGAAUUGUUCAGCAUGCUGGACGAUCAGACGAUGGAAAUGUUCCUCCGACAACCUUGGGACUACAACCGAACUCCUUUGCCUGCCAAACUUCCUCCGGCUAGAGUAGCUCAAGAUGUCACUUCCCUCCCCAUGCUCGGGUACAUGGAGCAAACAGUAGCUAAAGCAAUCAUUGCUUCGAUGACAUCCUGCUCAGACUUCAAACCCAAGUACCCAUACGUCAACGCCCACAAAUCAGCUUUACUCUAUGUUGGAUAUCACCUGAAAGCACACAACCCAAAGGCUACAGAGUACUCUCGUGAGAAGUACCGCAAGAAGCUAGAAAAGUUCAAAGAGCACUGCGACCUCAUCAAGUAUCUAGGCAACAACAUGAACCGGAAGUACAGACCUGAACCUGAACGUCCGAUUGACUUCAACUACAAAAUGGGUGAAUUCCUGGCUCUUAAAAGUUACCCUCUUCCGAUCAACUGAGGGUGGAUGUUGAUGGAGAAUGGUGUGAAUAAAUUUGUAUAUUUAUGAGAGCGAAUGUAGAUGAUUAGAACAGUGCAGUUUUGUGUUUAUAGCAACGGACAGUAGCAACUUAAGCGUUUUUUCAUGAAAUUUCUUUGUAAGGCAAGUGUGGAUGAUGAGAC